AUGACUGCCAAGCAAUCAGCCAUCACACCCUCGCCUGCCGAGUCCGAUACACCAUCCGAACAUGGCAGUCUAGAGUCCCAGAAAAGGCCUACCGCCACCUAUGGUGCCUUGGCUCCCACUGCCCCAGCCUUGGCCUCCCAAGAGAACCAGCGCAUGGAAGGCGCUCUUGGUGAUGCCGUUCUGCGCUUUCUGAGAAUCCGGAAGGGUCCCAAGGCCGACGAGUACGAUCCCGAUUCGAUUGCGACGCAGCCAAGUAUCUGGGAUUCGGAGAACUUGGAGGAGUACAAGCAGCUGUACAUUCACCCGCAAUGGGAGAAUUGGAGCGCUUUCGAUCCCAACUUUCGGUGGACUUGGAAGGAAGAGAAUGCCGUGCGACACAAGGUUGAUUGGAAGAUCAUGGUCUGGGUUUGUGUCAUGUUUUCGGCCUUGAACAUUGAUCGCAACAACAUCUCCAACGCCGUCUCGGAUAACAUGCUUGACGAUCUAGGCAUCGAUCGUGCCGAUUAUAACAUUGGUCAAACCAUCUCCCGAGUUGGAUUCCUUGUGGCUGAACUUCCAUCUCAACUCAUAUCUAAGCGUAUCGGUCCGGAUCUGUGGAUUCCCAUUCAGAUCUGCCUUUUCAGUCUCGUUUCUGCCAUGCAGUUCUUCCUCAGCGGUCGGGCCUCAUUCCUCGCAACUCGAUAUCUGAUUGCCACAUUCCAAGGUGGAUUCAUUCCGGACACGAUUCUGUACCUGAGUUACUGGUAUACCGGCAAACGACUCCCAAUUCGGCUGGCUUGGUUCUGGAUGUCUUCCCAGCUUGUCGACAUCGGGGUUGGCUUCGCUGCUGUAGGUAUGCUGUCGAUGCGUGGCAUUCUCGGAUACGCUGGUUGGAGAUGGCUAUUCCUUCUUGAAGGCGCUUUCACUUUCUGCGUUGGCGUUGCUUCCUUCUUCCUCAUGCCCCAGUGCCCGGCCAAGACCAAAAGUUGGUGGAAUAAGAAGGGAUACUUUACUGAAAAGGAAGAAAAGAUUAUUGUCAACUCAGUCAUUCGAGAUGACCCUCAAAAGGGUGGAAUGUACAACCGACAAGGUCUCUCAGUCCGUCAAAUCUGGGAAUGUGCCAAGGACUACGACAUGUGGCCACUCUACGCCCUUGGCUUGCUAUUCGGCCUCCCCAAAUAUCCCGUCGACCAGUACCUGACUCUUGCCUUCCGAGGUCUUGGAUUCUCCGUCAUCCAGAGCAACCUUCUUAAGAUCCCCAACAUUGUCGGCUCUUGCAUAACCAUGCUUCUCAUCACAGCCUUCAGUGAGCUUGUCAACAACAGAAGUUUCGUAGCCAUGGCAGAGGAUUUCUGGCUACUGCCUUGCUUCGUGGCGCUCAUUGCUCUUCCCAACCCCAUCAGUCCGUGGGCGUACUUUGCCAUUGCAACUGUUCUCCUGUCAUUCCCAUACACUCACCCCAUUCAGGUUGCAUGGACAAGCAGGAACGCAGGAUCCGUCCAGAACAGAACGGUUUCCGCCUCCCUGUAUAACAUGUUCGUACAAGUCAGCGGAAUGAUUGGAGCAAACAUCUAUCAACCCGACGAUGCCCCACGAUACUUCAAAGCAAACAAGGGCCUCCUAGUCAUUUGUAUUUGGAUGUGUCUCAUUCAAUACCCGGGAACCUACUUCUACUACAGUUGGAGGAACAACCGGAAGGCAAAGAAGUGGGACGCUAUGACUACAGAAGAGCAGCACAAUUACAGGACGACCACAACAGACGAGGGUAACAAGAGACUCGACUUCCGUUUUGCCACUUAG
Fusarium keratoplasticum is the source of this 1779-nucleotide messenger RNA. RefSeq lists its product as uncharacterized. The transcript is spliced from 16 exons. The coding region runs from base 1 to 1779 and encodes 592 amino acids. Gene Ontology annotation, cellular component: membrane. Lineage: Eukaryota; Fungi; Ascomycota; Sordariomycetes; Hypocreales; Nectriaceae. Gene Ontology annotation, molecular function: transmembrane transporter activity. The record is from RefSeq and is a predicted model, not a curated record. Gene Ontology annotation, biological process: transmembrane transport.